CAGAACUUUUACCGCAGUAUGACUCUCUUCAUCAAUGGCAAGAUCCUCUCGAGGACUGUCGCCAGUUUGGCUGACGAACCUACCUUUGCUGAGAGCAUGUACAUAAAAGACGGCAUCAUUCAAGCCGUCGGUACGAAAGAUGAAGUACAGGCCAAAGUCACAGGGGAUGAUGUUGUCACGCAGGAUCUCGCGGGGAAGACGGUUCUGCCGGGUUUUGUAGAUGGGCAUAUGCAUCUUUUGCUACUGGGCCAGUCGUUGAGAAAGAUUGCGCUGGAGGGAUGUAAGAAUCUGGAUGAUAUUCUUCACGAGCUGCGCACGUACGCAAAAGCGAAUCCGGAUGUUCCGCGGAUCAUGGCAAAGGGUUGGAUGCACUCUAUGACCCCGGAUGGAGUAACGGCCAAGAUUCUGGAUGAGAUUGACGAGAGGCCGAUUUAUGUUGAUACGAAGGACAUGCACUCGACGUGGUGCAAUUCCGCGGGCUUGAAGGAGAUGAAAGUCGCUGAUAUGGAGGAUCCGCCGGGUGGUAUCAUCGAGAGGGAUGAGAACGGCAAACCAUCUGGUGUUCUCAGCGAAGCGUCCAUCCUGUCGAUUGUCUGGCCGACACUUGCGCAGCUUGCGUCGAAUGAGGAGCGGAUUGAGUGUAUGCUCGCUGCGUUCAAAGCGUACCAUGCGUCAGGAUACACGGGGAUAAUCGAGAUGGCGAUGGAUGAGUACAGCUGGGAGAGUCUCGUUGAGCUGAAGAGGAGAUAUCCCGAUGUGGCCAUGCGUGUUACGGCGUAUUGGAUCGUUAAACCUGCUGAUACAGUUGAAGAGCGUAUGAGGCAGGUUGAUAGGGCGAUUGAACUUGCGAAGCAGUAUAGUCUUGAGACGUCGCCUGAUCUUCGCAUCGCGGGUAUCAAGAUCAUCUGCGACGGCAUCAUCGAUGCAUGCACGGCAUAUCUCUCAGAACCGUAUUCUUCAGUUGCUUCACCGCCGCCGUUCUGGUCAAGAGAGGAUCUGGAACCAGUGGUUAAACAGGCCGCUGAUGCAGGAAUCCAAAUAGCCCUUCAUGCCAUCGGUGACGCAGCGAUUCACAUGGCGGUCGACAUGCUCGAGAAGUACGGCAGGCCAGGAGCCAGACACCGAAUCGAACAUCUCGAAGUCUCAUCCCCCGAAGACGCACAACGCCUUGGUAAACUCGGCCUCACAGCUUCCAUCCAGCCCGUCCACGCCGACCCAGCCAUCCUGCGCGCAUGGCCACGCCUCAUCGGCCCCCGUCGCGACCGCGCCUUCGCAUACCGCGAAUUCGCCGACUCAGGCGCCCUCCUCGCCCUGGGCAGCGACUCUCCCACGGCGCCCUGGAACCCCCUGCACAACGUGUACGUGGCGGCUACACGACGUUCAGCGCGGGAGCCAGACUGUGAGGAGGUGGUGAACGAGCAUUUCAAGCUUGGCGUCUGCGAGGCGGUAGUUGCAGGGUCGCAGGGCGCGGCGAGGAGUGUUUUUCAGGAUGGGAGGGUUGGGACGCUGGAGGUGGGCAAGUUUGCGGACUUGGUUGUGGCGGAUAUGGAGUGGGAUAGCAGGACGUUGUUGAGGGCUGAGAUUAGGGAGACGUGGUUUGCUGGGAAGAGGGUUUGGAGUCUUGGGGGUUGAUUGAUGUUGGGAGCGUGGUGUUGGUGGGAGUAUAAAAUGAGAUAGACAAUGAAAUGGGUGAUCUUUGAGACUGUUUGGCGAAUUGAGUACGGUGAGGAUUGAUACUGGAGUUGCUCAUUCCUGCAUGUUACGUCGAUGUUGUCAAUGUGCAAUGUUCAACAUUCAGCUAUGUUCACAUAUCUCCUCGUCAUCUCCAUCUCAAUCCAUCACCACCCCUCAAUCAAUGACGCACUCAACUCCCUAUCAAAACAAUCAUCAGCCCAUCUCUCAUCUAUCAGAUAUACAAACACGCCAAGUUUAUCUCUCUGCCCACGAGUAUCUCCAAACCUAACACCCUAUCUCCUCCUUCGCUCCCAAUUCUAGCCUCCGCUUUCUCCACCGCCCUCCUUUUUUUUUGUUUUCCGCGGGAAAACCUAGGCACCACCAACCAACC
This is a messenger RNA of Fusarium verticillioides 7600, 2065 nucleotides long. Its product is annotated as amidohydrolase ytcJ-like. The transcript has a single exon. The record is from RefSeq and is a predicted model, not a curated record. NCBI's taxonomy places the organism in Eukaryota, Fungi, Ascomycota, Sordariomycetes, Hypocreales, Nectriaceae. Gene Ontology annotation, molecular function: hydrolase activity, acting on carbon-nitrogen (but not peptide) bonds. The coding region runs from base 19 to 1632 and encodes 537 amino acids.